AUGAGAACAGCUAUGAAGGAAAUAGAUAACGAUUCACCGAAAGCUCAUCCCCUAAAUAAUCGCGCGAAAUGCAUUUCCAUAUCUGCGAAUCACUACACCCAUGAAAAUGGCUUUGCGCCUUCACGUGAGAAGAUUCGAAAAAUUGUUGAUGAAUACCCGGGAGACGGGACUGAUGAUUCGGUCGUUUCAGUCAAUGAAAUCUACCAAUUUGGUAUUGAGGACAAAGAGAACAACGAAGUCUAUCUUCUAGACUUUGUAGAUAGCUUGAAAGUUUCCUAUUCCGUAAAGGUGUCUGAUGUGACCCAGGAUAGCCUAGAGAAACUUCCCCCUCUCUUACACGAUCGACUAUUUGCCGAUUACCUCUCUUGUACAGCGUCUGAUAUCCUCUGUAAAAUCUCGACAACUCUUGAUGCGUGGAUGGAUGAGGUUGAAGAAGCCAAGUUCAUUUCGCGUCACCUUGCAGCUUUCGAUGAGUUAAUUGUCCUUCGGAAGCAAGUUUUUACUCUCCUAAAACUCUUCGUUCCUAAUCCUGAUGUUAAGGAGGGUUUUGAUUGUACAACUGCUGAUUUGGAUCGUUACCUCCUGCGGAUUAUUCAGGAUCUUACUACUAAUAAUAGAAGUCUUGGAGGCGAAGCGUCCACAGGAUCCCCUGUUGUUUCGGUUUGCACCGAACCGGAGCAUUGUGUCCAUAUAUUGCGGCAAAGGGUUCUUACGCUGCUGCAGACCCUCCUGCCUAACCUCCUCCUACCCGAAUCUUUCGAUCUGAAACGUGAUUUGCAGGAUUUGAUCAAUGCAAUAUACUCGUACAACAUGCCCAAAUUUUAA
Messenger RNA from Hydatigera taeniaeformis, 825 nucleotides. NCBI's taxonomy places the organism in Eukaryota, Metazoa, Platyhelminthes, Cestoda, Cyclophyllidea, Taeniidae. The record is from the annotation of a GenBank genome assembly.